Molecule: messenger RNA, 9620 nt
Organism: Siniperca chuatsi (mandarin fish)
Lineage: Eukaryota; Metazoa; Chordata; Actinopteri; Centrarchiformes; Sinipercidae
Product: neuroblast differentiation-associated protein AHNAK
Exons: 5
Coding region: 417-4619 (1400 amino acids)
Biological process (GO): regulation of RNA splicing
Cellular component (GO): nucleus; cytoplasm; costamere
Source: RefSeq, a predicted model, not a curated record
AGGAACAGAUGUGUUGACAUGUGAGGAAAAGCAAGACACAGAUUGAAGUUGUGUUAUUGUCCACUGUGGUGUGUUUGUGUUUGUAUGCAUAUGAGCCGCAGGCAUGUGGUAAUCAAGGUGUGCUUGCAUAAGGGCGUGUGAUAUGAAUAUGCGUGUGCGUCUAUGUCUGUUGACAGUUAAUGGAGGCAGGUCUUUUAAGGUGGAACCUGUUUGUCUGCUUCAAGUCAAGUAUUCGUCCACCUGACUGGCGCUCCUCUCCUCAGUCACAUCCUGCAGAGAACAGCAUGGACUGAUAACUCUGUGCUGAAACUCUUCGCACAACUUCAACAACACGGAGGCCAGACGCCAACCUGAUGGACCCUGAGGUUUAGUCAAAAGGGAUUUUUCAAUGCCGCUGUGACAGAAACACAAGGAUCAUGCCGGCACACCGCAGGGGAAGGAGUCUCUCUGAGGCCUUGACCCUGGAGCAAUUAGAGGAGGAGGGGCUGGUCGUUUCUGGCAUCAACAACAGUGGCUCAGCCAAUCGGGGACUGAGGAAAGGGGAUGAAAUUGUGGGGGCAAAAAUCAAUUUUGAUCAUCUAUCAAAAGAGGAGGUGUUAAAAGUACUGAAGCUGAUGGAGCCGUUUGAUGGCAAGAUCCAAGUCCUCACCAGGAACAACCUGAGCAAGAGCCUCGGAAAUCUGGACCAGUGUGCCAAGAGUCCUGACACGAUGCUGAAGGAUUCCUACAACAAACUCUACAAUGCCAAAAUCAAGAAGUUUAUGAGAGGAGACUUGCUUGGUGCUGAGGAGGGCUGUGUGAACGGGGAGGUUGCCGCCAAGCCAACUGUAUCAGGCUCAUCCAAGGUCAACCUAAAACAUGACAUGGGGUUACCUCGCCUCGGAGUUGACUUUGGACUUCUGAAAACUAAGUCUUUGAGCACAGACUUUGAUGCUGAUUCACAAUCUCAUGACACUGGAGAAUUAACAUAUGGCAGCAAUCUGAACCUUCCACCGUUGGGUCUCGGCUUGAGUGGGACUACUCUAAGUGGAGCUCAGGUACCAAGACUGAAGGUUGAUGCUAGAAGUCCACAGCUUAAAGCUCCAGACUUCCAUCUGUCCGGAACAUUACCAGAGGGUCCAAAUGUCAACACUAGAGCUGGUAUUCAACUGCCAAGCACUGAUGGUCCAUCAGUUGACUUCACAAUGCCAAAUCUUGAAGGACCUCAAAAUGAACUGGAAAGCAACAGAACUUUUAGAGCUCCAGAAAUAGGUAUGGACUUAAAAGCUUCAGAUGUUAGUACUGCUGACAUGGGGAUGAACCUUAAUAGAGGAAAUAUCACUGGUCCAUCCUUUGCCACUGGUGUUCCCAAAGUGGGCAUCGAAGAAACAAACAAAGAAUUCAAAAUGCCCAAAUUCAAACUGCCCGACCUAGGCCUCUCUGGACCUUCUUUAAGUGGUCCAGAAUGUGAGGUCAAGAUGCCAGAUGUAGGAACCCCAGAUGUUCCACCAGGUAAACUCAGUCUUAAGUAUUCCAAGAGACUGAAAACCCCAGAUCUAAAUGUGGACAAUCCUUCUGGUUAUGUAGAAUCACCCAAGCUCAUGCUGUCUGGGAGAUCCCCUGACCCAGACCUAGAAAUGCCAGGUGUUGAUGUAUCACAACUUGAUCUAAAUGGGCCGGACAUUGACAUGCCUAAAGGAAAAUUCAAACUGCCACUUAAGAAAUCAAAGAUUGAUCUUAAAUCUCCGGAUUUAGAUGUGGAUGCCCCAUCUGGUAAAUUCACUAUGCCCAAAUUUGGAUUCUCAGGCAAAAGUGAAGCUGAUGUUAAAACACCUGACCUCAGUCUCAAAAGUCCAAAGAUAAAAGGUGGAAUUCAUACACCUGAAAUAAAUCUACCCAAAGCUGACCUAAAAGGAUCGAAUUUAGCCAUUGACACCCCAUCGGUUGACAUUAAAGGAAAAUACAAGGCUCCUAAGUUUACGAUGCCUGAAUUCGAUUUACCAGACAUUCGAGUUCCAGGUUUUAAUGGUGAUUUAGCAGGACCAGAAGUGCGGUUGGCAGCGCCAGAUCUCAAAGAUGGAAUUGCGGACCCAAAUGUUGACUUAAAUGUACCCUCAACUGACUUGGAUAUUGCAAGACCAUCUGGAAAGCUCAAAAUGCCAGGCUUUGGGCUAUCUGGGCCUAAAGUUAAAGGCCCUGAAUAUGAGUUAAAAACUCCAGGCAUGGAUGUAUCCACUCCUAAGUUAAAAAGGGGCAUCAAUUUGCCUGGUGUUGAUCUCAAAGACCCAGAGCUUGAUGUAGAUACUCCCUCUGACAAGCUUAAACUUCCAAAAUUUAAGCUCUUUGGCGCAUUUCCAAAGAAAAAAGAUGUGGAUAUCAAUGCAGGGGUGAAAACGCCUGAACUAACGCUGAAAUCCCCAAGGAUAAAAGGCAUAGAUGCUCCUGAUGUGAGUGUACCAGACAUGGAUCUCAAAGCUCCAAAUGUAGACCUCCACUCUCCAGAUGUAAACAUUGGUUCACCCAAGGGAAAAUUCACUAUGCCAAAGCUGAAAAUACCCAACUUAGACCUGUCAGGUCCAAAAGGAGCAAACAUUGACGUAGAUGCAUCUCUAAACAGACCAGGCCUGCCAUCAGGUGGUCUUCAUUUGUCUAAGCCAGAGUUUGACAUUGAUGCAGAUCCAGAUUUGAAUUUGCCCGAGAUGGACCUUAAGAAACCCAAACUAGAUCUUUCUGGCCCAGAUGUCAACUUAGAUUUGCCCUCAGGUAAAUUCAAAGUACCAGCAAUGAAGAAGCCAAAUAUUGACUUGAAUGCUCCUGACAUGCAUAUUGAUGCUCCCUCAAGCAAAUUUCAUAUGCCUAAAUUUAACCUUUCAGGCACAUUGCCAAAGGGACCAAAUGUGGACAUAAACACGGAUCUAAAAUCACCAGAUCUAAGUCUUAAAGCUCCAACGAUAAAGGGUGGAAUUGAUGCCCCUGACCUGGACUUACCAAGCAUGAACAUUAAAGCUCCAAAGUUAGAUGUGAACACUCCAGAUGUCAGCAUUGGUUCACCAAAGGCAAAAUUAAAGAUGCCCAAACUCAAGAUGCCUAAAUUUAGUCGUCCAAGCCUAGAAGGGACUGAGAUUGAUGGCAAUUUGGAUGGUCCAGACAUGGAUAUUAAUGCACCCAAUCUCAAACUCAAAGGUCCUAAAGCUGAUUUAGAAAUGCCUGAUGUUGGUAUUGCUGGGCCUUCGGGAAAAUUCAAGAUGCCAAACUUGAACCUGCCUGAUUUGGGGCUUUCUGGUCCAAAGUUAGAUGGCCCUAACCUGGACCUCAAAUCACCUGACCUCAAUAUCUCUGGCCCCAACCUCAGUGGUGGAAUAAAUCCACCAGACAUAAACAUGCCCAAGGUUGAUUUUCAAAAGCCCAAACUGGACCUCAAUACCCCAAAGCUCAACUUGGACAUGCCAUCAGGUAAACUGAAAAUGCCAGAGCUUCAUGCUCCAGACUGGGAUGUUGAUGGUCCCUCAGGUAAAUUGAAAUUGCCUAAAAUGAAUCUUUCUGGCACGCCAAAAGGACCAAAUUUGGACAUAAACACAGAUCUUAAUUCACCAGAUUUGAGUCUAAAAGCUCCAAAGAUAAAGGGUGGAAUUGAUGCCCCUGACUUGGACUUGCCUGAUAUGGACCGUAAAGCUCCCAAGUUCAAUGUGAAUACUCCAGAUGUCAACAUUGGUUCACCCAAAGCAAAAUUUAAAAUGCCCAAAUUGAAAAUGCCUAAAUUUAGCUUCCCAAGCUUAAAAGGACCUGCAAUUGAUGGAAACUUAGAUGGCCCAGAUGUAGCUUUAAAUGCACCCACGGUAAACCUGAAAGGUCCUAAAGGUGACUUAGAUGUUGAUGUUGCUGGUCCAUCGGGAAAAUUCAAAAAGCCAAACUUUAACCUGCCUGAUUUUGGUCUUUCUGGUCCAAAGUUAGAUGGCCCUAACUUGGACCUCAAAUCACCUGACCUAGAUAUCUCUGGUCCCAAUCUCAGUGGUGGAAUAAAUGCACCAGACAUAAAUAUGUCCAAGGUUGACCUUAAAAGCCCCAAACUGGACCUCAAUACCCCAAAGCUCAACUUAGACAUGCCUUCCGGUAACCUGAAAAUGCCAAAACUGGCAAAACCAAAGGCAGAACUUCAUGCUCCAGACUGGGAUGUUAAUGCUCCCUCAGGAAAAUUGAAAUUUCCUAAAUUCGAUCUUUCAGGUAAAUUACCAAAAGGGCCAAACAUGGACAUAAACACAGAUCUGAAAUCACCAGAUUUUAGUCUGAAAGCUCCAAAGACAAAGGGUGGAAUUGAUGCCCCUGACUUGGACUUGCCAAACAUGGACCUUAAAGCUCCCAAGUUGGACAUGAACACUCCAGAUGUCAACAUUGGUUCACCCAAAGCAAAAUUUAAGAUGCCCAAACUCAGGAUGCCUAAAUUUAGUUUUCCAAGCCUAAAUGGACCUGAGAUUGAUGGCAACUUAGAUGGUCCAGAAGUUGAUGUAAAUGUACCCAAUGUCAAUCUUAAAGGUCCUAAAGCUGAUGUAGAAAUGCCAGAUCUUGAUAUUUCUGGUCCAUCUGGAAAAUUCAAAAGCCAAAUUUUAACCUGCCUGAUUUUGGCCUUUCUGGUCCAAAGUUAGAUGGCCCUAACUUGGACCUCAAAUCCCUGAUCUAGAUCUAUCUGGCCCUAACAUUCAUGGUGGAAUAAAUGCACCAGACAUAAACAUGCCCAAGGUUGAUCUUAAAAGCCCCAAACUAGACAUGCCAUCGGGUAAACUGAAGAUGCCAAAACUGGAAAAACCAAAGGCAGAACUUCAUGCUCCAGACUGGGAUGUUAAUGCUCCCUCAGGAAAAUUGAAAUUUCCUAAAUUCGAUCUUUCAGGUAAAUUACCCAAAGGGCCAAACAUGGACAUAAACACAGAUCUGAAAUCACCAGAUUUUAGUCUGAAAGCUCCAAAGAUAAAGGGUGGAAUUGAUGCCCCUGACUUGGACUUGCCAAACAUGGACCUUAAAGCUCCCAAGUUGGACAUGAACACUCCAGAUGUCAACAUUGGUUCACCCAAAGCAAAAUUUAAGAUGCCCAAACUCAAGAUGCCCAAAUUUAGUUUUCCAAGCCUAAAUGGACCUGAGAUUGAUGGCAACUUAGAUGGUCCAGAUGUUGAUGUAAAUGUACCCAAUGUCAAUCUUAAAGGUCCUAAAGCUGAUGUAGAAAUGCCAGAUCUUGAUAUUUCUGGUCCAUCUGGAAAAUUCAAAAAGCCAAACUUUAACCUGCCUGAUUUUGGCCUUUCUGGUCCAAAGUUAGAAGGCCCUAACUUGGACCUCAAAUCCCCUGAUCUAGAUCUAUCUGGUCCUAACAUUCAUGGUGGAAUAAAUGCACCAGACAUAAACAUGCCCAAGGUUGAUCUUAAAAGCCCCAAACUAGACAUGCCAUCAGGUAAACUGAAGAUGCCAAAACUGGCAAAACCAAAGGCAGAACUUCAUGCUCCAGACUGGGAUGUUAAUGCUCCCUCAGGAAAAUUGAAAUUUCCUAAAUUCGAUCUUUCAGGUAAAUUACCCAAAGGGCCAAACAUGGACAUAAACACAGAUCUGAAAUCACCAGAUUUUAGUCUGAAAGCUCCAAAGAUAAAGGGUGGAAUUGAUGCCCCUGACUUGGACUUGCCAAACAUGGACCUUAAAGCUCCCAAGUUGGACAUGAACACUCCAGAUGUCAACAUUGGUUCACCCAAAGCAAAAUUUAAGAUGCCCAAACUCAAGAUGCCUAAAUUUAGUUUUCCAAGCCUAAAUGGACCUGAGAUUGAUGGCAACUUAGAUGGUCCAGAAGUUGAUGUAAAUGUACCCAAUGUCAAUCUUAAAGGUCCUAAAGCUGAUGUAGAAAUGCCAGAUCUUGAUAUUUCUGGUCCAUCUGGAAAAUUCAAAAAGCCAAAUUUUAACCUGCCUGAUUUUGGCCUUUCUGGUCCAAAGUUAGAAGGCCCUAACUUGGACCUCAAAUCCCCUGAUCUAGAUCUAUCUGGUCCUAACAUUCAUGGUGGAAUAAAUGCACCAGACAUAAACAUGCCCAAAGUUGAUCUUAAAAGCCCCAAAUUGGACCUCAAUACUCCAAAGUUCAACUUAGACAUGCCAUCUGGUAACCUGAAAAUGCCAAAACUGGCAAAACCAAAGGCAGAACUUCAUGCUCCAGACUGGGAUGUUAAUGCUCCCUCAGGAAAAUUGAAAUUUCCUAAAUUCGAUCUUUCAGGUAAAUUACCAAAAGGGCCAAACAUGGACAUAAACACAGAUCUGAAAUCACCAGAUUUUAGUCUGAAAGCUCCAAAGACAAAGGGUGGAAUUGAUGCCCCUGACUUGGACUUGCCAAACAUGGACCUUAAAGCUCCCAAGUUGGACAUGAACACUCCAGAUGUCAACAUUGGUUCACCCAAAGCAAAAUUUAAGAUGCCCAAACUCAAGAUGCCUAAAUUUAGUUUUCCAAGCCUAAAUGGACCUGAGAUUGAUGGCAACUUAGAUGGUCCAGAUGUUGAUGUAAAUGUACCCAAUGUCAAUCUUAAAGGUCCUAAAGCUGAUGUAGAAAUGCCAGAUCUUGAUAUUUCUGGUCCAUCUGGAAAAUUCAAAAAGCCAAAUUUUAACCUGCCUGAUUUUGGCCUUUCUGGUCCAAAGUUAGAAGGCCCUAACUUGGACCUCAAAUCCCCUGAUCUAGAUCUAUCUGGUCCUAACAUUCAUGGUGGAAUAAAUGCACCAGACAUAAACAUGCCCAAGGUUGAUCUUAAAAGCCCCAAACUAGACAUGCCAUCAGGUAAACUGAAGAUGCCAAAACUGGCAAAACCAAAGGCAGAACUUCAUGCUCCAGACUGGGAUGUUAAUGCUCCCUCAGGAAAAUUGAAAUUUCCUAAAUUCGAUCUUUCAGGUAAAUUACCCAAAGGGCCAAACAUGGACAUAAACACAGAUCUGAAAUCACCGGAUUUUAGUCUGAAAGCUCCAAAGAUAAAGGGUGGAAUUGAUGCCCCUGACUUGGACUUGCCAAACAUGGACCUUAAAGCUCCCAAGUUGGACAUGAACACUCCAGAUGUCAACAUUGGUUCACCCAAAGCAAAGCUGAAAAUGCCCAAAGUAAAAAUGCCUAAAAUGAAUCUACCAAGCUUAAAAGGACCUGAGAUUGAUGGCAAUUUCGAUGUCCCAGACAUCGACAUCAAUGCACCCAACGUCAACUUCAAAGGGUCCAAAACUGACUUUGGCAGCCCAUCUGGAAAAUUUAAAAAGCCUCAUUUGAAAAUGCCUGAUGUGGGGUUUUCUGGUCCAAAGUUAGAUGGCCCAAACUUUGACCUCAAGUCACCAGAUCUUAAUGCCAAAUUACCGAAAGGACUGAAAACUCCAGAUUUGAAUCUCAGAGCCCCAAAGAUGAAAGGUGGAAUUGAUGCCCCCAAGUUAGGCUUACCAAACAUGGACAUUAAAGCUCCCAGGUUAGAUAUGAACACUCCAGAUGUCAACAUUGGUUUUCCUGAUGUAAAUUUCAAAAAGCCCAAAAUCAAGAUGUCAAAAGGUCCCAAUGUUGACAUAAAUGGGGACCUACAGGGGCCUGACCUGAAUAUCCCGAAUGUAGAUGUUAAUGGUCCAAAAGGAAAAUUUAAAAUGCCAAGUUUAAAUGCACCAGACCUCAGUCUCUCUGGACCUAAGGCAAGAACACCAGAAAUGAAUCUUUCAGGACCUAAACUGAAAGGCCCUGGUAUAAGUAUGCCAGACUUUGAUUUGCCUGAUGCCAGGUUCAAAGGUCCCAAGAUAGACCUCAAUGCUAAACGUCCUGAUAUAGGAAUAGAUGGUAACAUAGGACGACCUGACAUGAACAUUACUCCCCCUCAGGUCAAAGGAGGAAUAAGAGGUCCAGACGUUGACAUGAAUGUUCCCUCAGGAAACUUCCAGGGUCCUGAGAAUGAGCUUGAUUUGGCAGACAGAAAAUUCAAACUCCCUUCUUUCAAGCUGCCUCAGUUGACAGGCCCAGAUCUUAAUAGGGCAGGGUCUGAUAUUGACUUUGGUACACCUCUGAGACCAACAAAUCUGGAUAUUUCUCCUCCAAAUGCUAAAGUGAAUGUGAAACCACCAGAGUUGAAGGGGAAUUUCACAGGUCCAAAGAUUAGUGCUCCAAACAUGGACCCCGGCAUGGUGAAAGCAGCAAUGCAGAAUCCACAGCUGCAUUUCAAAGGAUCUUCUUAUAAGAAUCGCAGAUCAGAUAUCACGGGGGUAAACAUGAGAAUGCCUGUCCUGGACAUAGAUGGAGAUGCUAGACUUCGUCACACUAAUAGACAGUCACCUAGGACCCAAGUAAGGUCCAGCUACCCUUUGGUGGAUGCUCAUUCAGGCCACCAAAUUGAUCACAACCGUUCAGAUCUCAACAUUGAUGAUUUCACAGGAAAGGAUCAUGUGCUUAGAGCCAGAGGUUCAAAACUGGACCUCCAGGCAUCACAUAACUAUAGACAGGUGAUCUCCCCGUCAGGUGUUAAUCUUGACAUGAGGGACCCCAGACAUACCAAUAGAACUCCUCCUGGUGACAUUGAUAUAUACUCAAAGCACCAGAGAACAAUGCAGCCGGUACGUGAUGCACGUUUGCCACAUUUCUCUCAAGAUCCAAGAAUAAGGGUACCUGACAGUUCAGAUGGAUACUACGUCACUGUUUUUCCCACUCAAGCACAAAAUCAAAGAAUGCCAAAUCGCAAAUAUACCACACUCGGGCCGCCUGCCUUUCAUCCAAGAAACUUGGACCUUGAAGUUCCAGGUGAAAAUGACCUAAAAGGGUCAACUUUCUUUUUCUCCAACCUUAUGUAGGUUUCAAACCACCAAUGUUUCCAUAAGUGUUACCAAAUGUUUCUUUUAGUGUGCUUUGGUAUGGUUUAUUUAUUGUGACUUAAUCUGUUAUAUGUUAUUGUAUGAUUUAUGCCUAUGCAUUUUUUUAUGUGUCACUUUCUGCCUCAUUUAAGGUUUUUAUUUGUAUAUAAAGCCAGUCUUGUUGCUUUGUAAUGAUGCAACCUACAAUACAAUGCAGCAUUCUUGCACUUGUUUUUAAUAUGUAAAGUUAAACUUUUAUUACAUUUUGUAAUUUGUACUAUAUUUGCACGAUACAAUACUUGCUUGAAAAGUAGGUAUUCUUUCUAUGUACAUUAAAGUUAAGUUAUGGCACCAAAACCUCCAAAAUCCCAAUAUUUUCUCUCCAGUUUACUACUGAUGUUGAAACUUAAAGAGGAAAUUUGUGGAUUUUAGGGUACUAUUAAAAGAUCAACGGAUGUAAGUUGUUUUGUUAUAUGUUAUCAACUGAAUGUUAAAAUGUCCAAAGUUGUGCAUAUGUUUAUAUUAUAUGGUAUGUUUAUACUUUUUAAACACCCACUUUAUUUUAUAUUCAUUUGAGAUGUAUGUAAUUGAGUUUAUAUAAUUUUUAUGAUCAUUUUUGCUUCAACAUAGUUUUUGCUUUAACAUUGUUGAUAAUAAAUGAUAAUGAAAUGAUUUAAGAUUACUAUAUAUUAAACUAUAUAAACGGACUCAGGCCAUUUUAAAGGUGAUCAUGAAGCGAUUGAAAUUGGUUACAAUGGACACACCAUAUAUCAUUUUGUUAUUAUAUUGUAUAAAAAAAUAAACAAUAGCUACAGUGUUUGUUUUCUAGUUCA